AUGGAGAACGACACGCACGCCUCAACCCUCUGCAAGGCCGAGAGAGAAACGGAGCUCAGACUCACCUGCAUUUUUGACACCUUCUGGGAGAGGCUGGAACAGCUUGCGUGGCCCCCGGAACCGGGGACCCAACCUGAAGCUACGCCACACGGCCAACUACGAGAGGCCCAAGAGAAUGUCCCGGCACACGCCGCAAGUUCCCUUGCUGGGCCCCACAGGCGCCUGAAAACUACCAACCCGAUGUCGGGUGAACAGAGUCACACCAAGAGUGAACGCGACCAGGCACAGGCAAAGCAUCUUAAGGGGACCCCCAAAGCACAGCGCAGAACACCGCCUUGCUCCCCGACAAUGACCCAGCCUAAGAGGAGCAAUGGCCAACUCAUCCACACAUGCAAGUGGCAGACCAAGAGGCCUAAAAUGGCGGCAACAGCAGCACAAAUCUACAGCCACAGCUACAGCCAACGAAUACACUGGCAUGUGGGAACCACAACUGGAGCCACAUUAUACAUACCGACUAGGUCCUCUGCCCACACUGAGACUCUCUUCUCUUACACUGCUGGACCACAGGGAAUGCGGCACGCAUCAUCGCUGCAACUACCGGCGCAGGGGGAGCACACCCAGCCCCAACAAGGCAUCGGCUGA
Molecule: messenger RNA, 642 nt
Organism: Pelobates cultripes (western spadefoot toad)
Lineage: Eukaryota; Metazoa; Chordata; Amphibia; Anura; Pelobatidae
Source: the annotation of a GenBank genome assembly